This is a messenger RNA of Siniperca chuatsi (mandarin fish), 3520 nucleotides long. RefSeq names its product RAB5B, member RAS oncogene family (gene rab5b). The record is from RefSeq and is a predicted model, not a curated record. Bases 286 to 936 code for a protein of 216 amino acids. The transcript is spliced from 6 exons. NCBI's taxonomy places the organism in Eukaryota, Metazoa, Chordata, Actinopteri, Centrarchiformes, Sinipercidae. Gene Ontology annotation, molecular function: GTPase activity; GTP binding.
UCUCUUCACAGGAUUGACAAUGCGGCACUCAGUGCGCAUGCGCCAGUUUACAGGAAGCGUUAACAUUUUCUUAAACCAGCUGAUAGCCAAAUUGUCAACAGUGCGGUGCGAUACUCGCGUUGCUGAAACGACAGUAUAUACGGGUGAAGAGAGGUCAAGACACCAUCACCGAGACUUGACUACACUGUGUUUGGAAGGCAGUGUAAGUGCCUGAUAUCCCAGAAGCACCUAUACCUACUCCAGGGAGGAGGCCCAGCCCCCCUGCCGUCUCCUACGCGGGCCGGUAUGAGCUCCAGAGGGAGUGGAGGCCGCUCCAACGGCACACUACCACAAACCAAGAUCUGCCAGUUUAAGUUGGUGCUCCUGGGUGACAUGGCUGUGGGCAAGUCCAGCCUGGUGCUGCGUUUCGUCAAGGGACAAUUUGACGAGUUCCAGGAGACAACCAUAGGAGCUGCAUUCCUGGCUCAGUCGGUGUGUCUAGAUGAUACCACAGUGAAGUUUGAGAUCUGGGACACUGCAGGACAAGAGCGAUACCAUAGCCUGGCUCCUAUGUACUACCGUGGUGCUCAGGCUGCUAUCGUCGUCUUUGACAUCACCAAGCCGGAGACUUUUGAGAGAGCCAAGGCCUGGGUGAAGGAGCUGCAGAGGCAGGCCAGUCCCAACAUUGUUAUUGCCCUGGCCGGGAACAAGGCUGACCUGGCAGAGAGGAGACUAGUAGAGUACGAGGAAGCCCAGACAUAUGCUGAAGACACUGGCUUGCUCUUUAUGGAGACCUCUGCCAAGACAGCUAUGAACGUCAAUGAGCUCUUCCUGGCCAUUGCAAAAAAGAUGCCAAAAACAGACACCCAAAACCCUACACAUGCAGCGCGACAUCGGGGAGUCAACCUCCAGGACCCAGAUGCCCACUCUACCCGAGCCUGCUGUGGUGGGAACUAGACCUCCACAACUCCCACCAAUAUUUCACCAUCCACGCCACCACAGCCCUUCAACCAUCCAGUCUCCUUCAACCAACUUACAGGGGCGGGCCUGAUGCGGGGAAACCCAGUAUCCAUUCACCCCCUUACCCCCCAUUCAUCCUCCUGUCCAAGCAGACAGAAAUUCAGAGACAGAAAAUCAAAGGAGAGAAUAAGAGGAAAGGAAGAGCAAGCAGAAAUGGAGGAGGAAGAUGCAAUGUUUCACAUAUGAGAUUCUGCAUUUGGAAUUUACAAGGGGAGGUAUAGUGAAGACUGAGAUUGAGAGGAGGGAAAUAAAGAAUGUGGAAGACAUUGGCAAGCCUGUUGUAGUACUUAGCACUAAUUGUGAAUUUUCUUUCGUUUUCAUUUUGCCUUGCAUCAUUUCAGUCACAGCUCUGGAUGCACAAAAUGAGCAGCACACGCUGGCGAGUGGCCGGGAAAGGAGAAAAAACGGCCAAGACAUAAAUACAGAAACCAAAUGGUUAAGUUGUGGCUGCUUUCUUCUUCUCCUUUGUCAGAGCUUGUCUGCUUGCUUUGCCUCCUCCUAGUCUUGAAUCAGUCAAAUCCUGCUGUGAAUAAUGCCACAUAUUGUACCCCUGGAAUGAUCCCAAAAUUCGUAAUCCCUCUGUCCUGCUUGACCUUCCCUGGCACUGUCCAGGCCCCAUUAGAUAAGACCCAUGGCACAGUCUGCCUAACAUAAGUCAAUUUGUACGUAUUUAUUGUCCAGUGUUUUGGCUUCUAACUGCUGGUAGUGAUGCUCCAGUGUCUCACUGCUUCUCCUUUUAUCCAGAUAGAAACUCAUGCUUUAUGUGAGCCAAACAUUUAAACUUCUACAAAAGGUCUGAUUUAAUGGGACCGUUUGUCUUUACAAGAUUGAUGAUUUCACAUUGUCUUUCUCAUAGACACAUUUGGUCCGACAGACUUGCUCGUUUAAUGAAAGAUUGAAGUGCAGUGUUCAAAUAUUUUGCGUUUCACCGCCUUGCUUGAGUGCUCAUAAGGAAAAAUGUUGAGCACCACAGGCUGUAGCUCUUUACAGCAACAAUAUAGACUUGAUAUGGAGUGUAUGUAGUCACAUGACUUAAAUAUUGCGAUGUAUGGCAGGAAACUGUUAGCUCUAACUAAUUACAUGUCUGUGGCAGAGAACAUAUCCCCCAAACCCAAAGAAAGUAGUAUUGCAUCAAAUACUUAAGUCUCUGUUUUGAAUAAAUAGCUUAAUCUCAUUUUUCAAUUAUUACAGUGAGUGAUAAUUAUAUUGGUGUCUAUGGGAUCAAAUAACGUAAUCAUGUUCCCAUAGGCAUUUAGGAAUUGAAAGUGAAACUAAGCAAGUAAACUAAGGGGGGGGGGGGCGCCUUUUUCCAAGCUUUGUCUGAGGGGAGGCCCACAGACUUUGAAAAUCACUGUCGCCAAAUGCUUGCUCAUGGUGGGAUUUGUUGGGUCUCUGUAAAUAAUAUAAAGAGUACAGUCUACACCUGCUCUAUAGGAAAAGUGCAAUGAGAUAACUUCUGUUAUGAAUUGGCACUAUAUAAAUAAAAUUGAAUUGAAAAUCCCUAAGAUAAAUUAUUGGGGUCCAGUGUCCUCGCAGAAAAACUGUUCAGGACCGAAUGAAAGGCAGGAAGAUCAGAAAAUAUGAGAUUUGUAAUAAACCUGUACCAUGCUCUGUAAGAAAAAAAUCUGCCCAUCUUGUGUUUAAUGUGUCCCUCAUCUGUCCCUUGUCCUAAGGCUAAGUUGUUGAUCUUCAAUGGUUUUACUGAUUCAUUUAACUUAAUAUGAUGCUCUUAAAACAGAGUUGUGUGCUUGGUUGCUGUCCAAGGCUUGACUGAAGAAAAUGAGGACAGAAUUGAUGAAAACACAAAAAAAACAGAAGUGCCUAUUCCCAGUUUUCUUUUUCUGUGAAUCAUGUUUGGGGCUUUCUUUAAGUGUGUGCUUCAUCUGCAAAGUGCAGGGAAACUAUUUCCCUGACAUUGGCUUGUACUAUAGACCAAUAACUUGGCACCCUGUCAUUACGCUAUAUACUGUAUUGGAUGUAAAGAGAUCUUGUUGAAUACACUGUAUGUUAUAUAUUGUCUUAAUUUUAAUGAGUGUGUAUAUUGAUUUUAACAGAGCACACCUGUGAACCUGGAAUGGAUCAUUUAAAAAAAAAAAAAAAAAAAAAAAAAAAAAAAAGACUAAUCAAUGUUAUAAAUCUGUUUGAUUUAAACAAAUAUUGGUGUCCAGGAAAAUCUUUUCUUCUGCUUUAUUUUCAGAUUCACAUGCAUAUUAAGGCAUUUAAUAAAAAUAUGGUGAACUAAUUAAGAGUCUCAAAAUAAGAUUGGCAUUUGAAGUACAAUGCCGUUUUCAAAUAAAAAAAAAAAAAAAAGGUACAAAAUGCCCCCACCCCAAAGGACACUAACAGCUCAUUAUAUACAUUGAACAGCAUUCACUUACUCAUUGUUCAGUGAUCACAAGUAGGUUCAGUGUUCUGUGCAGUUAAGAUGACAAAGGUAAUUAAAACAAGAUGUGAUUUUUCAUCAGCACCUUGAGUAUGUAUAGUGUUCAAUAAAGCUGUGAAUGGCGCUUUGAGUGCAGAA